UGAAAAUAUGCGUCACGAAACGAGGUGUGAAGGGUUGCACUUCCACGAUUGGCUCAAUAAUUGUGCGUUGUUCCGAACCAGCCCCUGGACGCACAGGGAAAUUAGUGCCAAUCUUGUGUCUGCCGGAAGAAAGCAGGUCCUUGCAGACCUUCGGUUACCGUUUGGAAAAAAGGUGCUAAAGAAACCAGUGUGCCGUGUUUGCCCUUCCAAUAGUCGCAAGCGCGAUACUAGACACCCGAUGAUGGUAAGCUUGUGGCAUUUGAAUACGCCCGAUGAAGGGGUCCGCCCGUUCGGGAUAUGGUGGUGGUUUGGUGGAUGUCGCUGAUUGAACACCACUUAUCGUAGUCUUCCAGUGGACCAGUCCGGCGCAACCGUGUGCAGUAGGUCCCUCUCGACGACAGCGCUGCACGGCCCAUUCGUUGCGCUACCGGCGGUCGAGAAAGUUGGAUGUUUGAAGGUACAUCCGUCGUGAAUCCGUGGUCUUGCGGUCGUUAGUGCUGGUGUGUUUUCUUGGGAAAACUCACGGACUCCGUUAUCUGACACUUAAGUCUUGAGUUUAAGUGCUACUUUCACGUAAGUUUGCGCAUUUGGUUUUAUAGAAACAGCUAGUCCGUUCGACGAGUGAGGCCAAAACAAGCGACAAUCGAUGGAAGUCGCAGAUAUCGAAUACUUAGAGGAACAAUAGGUGAUCGUUGAUUCUUCGAGCAACUGUCCAACACGCUUAUAGUAUCUUCAUAGAUUUAUAAAUUGUGUGCCACGGUGUAACCGAAAGUGUAUCUGUAUUCACAUUGCUGUAGUGCGCUAGAAGUGCAGUUCAUGCGACGGGUGUGCCUCUGAACGGAUUCCUGUGCAGUGGCUUUCCGAGGGUGGUUGUGGUGCGGUGCGGUGUCCGUGACACAUAAGUGUGUAGUCAACUGAUUGCAACCAAUAGCAGCAGCAGCAAUUUGUCCAGAAUUUGUAGAAGCGGUUGAAGGCAAGCAAAGAAACGGCAGCAUAAUCAAAAUGCCUUCGGAUGAAGGCAACACCUCCAACCAGUCGUCGAGUGGUGACACGAAGCGCAAAGUCAGCAUCAUUACGGAACCCGUCGUGGAGCGCCUUGGACACGAAAAUCUGGGAUUCGAGCAGAACAAACGAAAGAUAUCACAACAAUCGCAUCACUCCGAGGAUGGACCAGUCCGACGGAAAAGUAAUAUGCACAAUAACAACUUUGAUACCGCGUCCAUUCACAGUGAUCGGUACAAUGGUGAAGCUGGCGGACGCGCCAAGAAGCAAUCCUUCUCCGAAGCCUUAGGCAAGAUCGAACGGGACUACGAUAACUCGCGGCUGGAGCAAUCGUGGAUUUACUCGUUAUGUAUGCGAUGCCGCGUCGAGUACACAACGCCUUCAUGGGAACCUCCAGGCUGGCAGAAGGUGUGCCCCUAUCCAUUGUGCCCGUCUUACCGACAGUUUGCCAGAAUCCUGUCCAUCAUUCUUAUAGGUGUGUUACUCUGGGUGACGGCAUACGUUAUCAUUGGUGAUACUGCCGCCCCCGGUGGGCAGCUGUUCCAGCUGGUCGUUCUUACAGUGGCCGCUAACUUUGGUGGAUUCAUCAUCUCGCUUACGACGCUUCCACGGUUGAUAGGAAUGCUGCUAGUUGGAAUACUAUUUCAGAACGUAGGAUGGGUUAAUCUGGAUGGAGAUUUCCAAAUCGUGACCGCCGAGCUACGCAAACUGGCACUGGUCAUCAUUUUGGUCCGUGCUGGUCUCGAGAUGGAUCCGACCGCGUUCAAGAAGAUCUACAAAACCAUCCUGAAGCUUGGCCUCAUCCCGUGGUUCGUCGAGUGUUCGCUGAUUGCGGUCUGCGCCCGGUUCUUCCUGCAACUUCCAUGGAUGUGGAGCAUCCUGCUCGGUUCGAUUGUCGGAGCCGUUUCACCAGCUGUGGUCGUUCCUUGCCUGUUUCGGCUUCGAACCAAGGGUUACGGUGUGGUGAAAGGCAUCCCUACGCUGAUUAUUGCUGUUGCCGGUAUUGACGACGCGGUGUCGGUCGCUGGAUUCGGCAUCAUCUCAAGCAUCAUGUUUAGCACGCAGAGCUUGGGUUUGCAGAUUGCCCAGGCUCCGGUUUGCAUUAUCGGUGGGCUCGGUUUUGGCAUCGUUUGGGGAUUCCUGUGCAAGUAUGUACCAGAACCGGGUGAUGCUUAUGUGGUACCUAUUCGAACGCUGAUGCUUUUCGGUGGAGGACUGCUGGCCGUAUUUGGCAGCGAGAAGAUCCAUUUUGAAGGGGCCGGCCCUCUGGGUGUGGUGUUUGCUGCCUUCACUGCCUCGUACUUCUGGUGUGGCCAGGGAUGGGAGCUCGAGGAUAAUCCCGUCUCAACGGCAUUCGAAAUCUUCUGGAUGAUCUUCGAGCCCAUUUUGUUUGGUAUUACCGGAGCUUCGAUCAAGAUUGCCGAACUGGAUCCUCACAUUGUGUCGAUCGGUGUUGGAAGCAUUUACGUGGUGGCAAUUAUGCGAAUCCUUACGACGGUUGCUAUUGCAUUUGGCGAUAAACUGAACGUUAAAGAAAAGAUUUUUGUAGCAAUCUCGUGGAUGUCGAAGGCUACGGUGCAAGCUGCAUUGGGGCCAGUUGCACUGAAAACGGUAAUGUUGAACGAAAAUCGAACGGAGGAAGAAGUGCACUAUGCCGAGCUGGUGAAAAUGAUUUGUAUAUUGAGUAUCAUUCUAACUGCUCCACUUGGUGCAAUUCUCAUUUCGGUGACUGGCACAAAGUUGCUGAAGAAAACCAAACAACAGCUCGAACCGAUGGAAGGUAAUGCUGGCUGGCGAAGAAGUCACCGCCCGUCUUUGCACGAUAUCAGCAUCAUCGACGAGGAAGAAGAACGGGAAGACAUCGAGGGUAUUGCAGAUGAAGAUACGGCCGCCAACACUCUUUCGAAUGCCCAGCCAGCCUCGGCUUUCACCAUUACAAAGUAGUGAACUACGAGCUAGAGUGUCACGUGAGCUGCUUCUUUUCACGUUGUAUAAUCUAGGAUAAUGAAAGUUACUACUAUCGAAUGUGAAGAGACAGCAAGGCGAUUGUAAGUUCUUUUGUAGUUUUUAGAUUUAGGAUCGAGGCGAGUAUUGCUGAAGUUACAGUAGGACACGAUAAAAAAGUGGCGAAGUUGGAUGACUUUGCUCGUUCGUAGCUUUCUGAUCCUGUUGUAUGAAAUAAUCUUAAAUAGUUACGAUCAACUACAUCGCGAUUUUUCAAAAGUAAACGAAUUUUUAGAAACAAUAAUCACAAUCAUUCCGAUAGCUGUAUAUACAGCAAUCGCAUCUGUGGUUCCGCAUGUUCUAUCACAUGGUUCUACGAUACCCCCAUAGUUGUGGGCACUGAAAGGAUGGAAAUUAACGAUAGUUAGCCAGAACUAUACAUAGUCUGGAACGAACGUAUGACCAUUGAGAUCGAUUAGCAGUGAUAUUUCUUGAGUGCGUGUAUGUUAAAUGCGAAUGUUACCUUGGCAAGGGAAUCGAGUUUACUCGCAAGCGCGGAAAUAGUGUAGCUCACUGUUAAAGCUCAUAAUACUUAUUAAACUGUAUGAAAUA
Molecule: messenger RNA, 3558 nt
Organism: Anopheles darlingi
Lineage: Eukaryota; Metazoa; Arthropoda; Insecta; Diptera; Culicidae
Gene: Nha1
Product: sodium/hydrogen exchanger 9B2
Exons: 11
Coding region: 1003-2946 (647 amino acids)
Biological process (GO): proton transmembrane transport
Cellular component (GO): membrane
Molecular function (GO): antiporter activity
Source: RefSeq, a predicted model, not a curated record